CUUAGAGCUAUAUUAUCUCUUAGUAGAACUUUUGUACCGUGGUCCCGAAACUCGGAGAUAGGCCAGUAGUCAUGGUAGAGCAGGGGAGAAUAGCUGAAGCGGCUUUCAACGACGUCGACGGGUCGAUCGACAGAAUCACUACAACCAUGGUAAUUUCUUACUAUAAUCCGAAUCCUUGUAGAUGUAUAGCUGAAGAACGAUGGCAAACUGAUUAUAACUUUAUAUAUUUACGUGGUGGAGAUUUAAGACCCCAAACCAUAAAAAAAUUUCGGCACACAGGGUUUUUCGGCACGCAGGGAUAGACGUUACACUAAAUACAUCCGAUGACCAGCACACAAUGGUACACCGAAAAUGAUAUAUCUUGGGCCCGUCAACUUCGAGAUCGUUAUAAGGAGCGGGUGAUCCUCGAGUGAGGACUCCAUUAUCAUCAUCAAAAAUGCGUUUCUCAACAGGGCUCUUGGUCGUAGGCAUCGCCAUGACUGCCGAUGCGCAGACACAAUAUACCUCAACUGGCGUAGCAGCUGUUGCGGCUGCCGCCGCGACCGCAAAAACGUUGAGCCCAGUAAGCUCUAUUAGAGGGAAUCAGUUUGAUAGAUUUAUCAAUAUCUGGUUGGAGAACACGGAUAUCGACAUGGCGGCCGGCGACCCUUCUUUACAAUGGGUUGCAAAGCAAGGUAUUACUCUUAACAAUUAUAAUGCUAUUACCCAUCCAAGUCAGCCAAAUUAUGUUGCAUCUGUGGGUGGUGAUACUCAUUGGGUUUGGGAAGAUUGGAUGUUUAGAAUUGAUUCCGAUGUCCGGACUAUUGUUGAUUUACUGGAAGAUGGGGGCGUGAGUUGGGGUUUGUAUCAAGAGGAUAUGCCAUAUUCGGGAUUUGAAGGAAAUUGGGUGAACCAUAAGACAGGAGCAAAUGAUUAUGUUCGGAAACAUAAUCCUCUGAUGAGUUACGAUUCUGUCACAUCAAAUGAAGAUCGUCUAGCCAAGAGUAAGAAUUUUACAAUGUUCUAUAGAGAUUUGGAGGCAGACACUCUGCCUCAAUGGAUGUUCAUCACUCCGAACAUGACAAAUGAUGGACAUGACUCAUCUGUCACGGUCGCAGGAGCAUGGACAAAGCGUUUCCUCGAACCGCUUCUCUCAAAUCCGACGUUCAUGCAGAAUACUCUCAUCAUGCUGACUUUCGACGAGACCGAAUGUUACAUAUGUAGGAACAGAGUGUUUUCUGUUCUUCUCGGUGAUGUUAUUCCUUCGUCGCUUCGGGGAACCAUGAAUGAUACAUCGUUCAAUCAUUAUAGUAUCAUGUCGACUGUCGAGCAUAAUUGGGAUCUCGGGAAUUUGGGUCUAAAUGAUGAGAAGGCGCCUAUAAUGUUUAAUAAAUAG
This is a messenger RNA of Mollisia scopiformis, 1375 nucleotides long. Its product is annotated as phosphoesterase-domain-containing protein. Gene Ontology annotation, biological process: phospholipid catabolic process. The transcript is spliced from 5 exons. The coding region runs from base 437 to 1375 and encodes 312 amino acids. NCBI's taxonomy places the organism in Eukaryota, Fungi, Ascomycota, Leotiomycetes, Helotiales, Mollisiaceae. The record is from RefSeq and is a predicted model, not a curated record. Gene Ontology annotation, molecular function: hydrolase activity, acting on ester bonds.